AGAGAGAAUAGCAGUUGUCUCAGUUUUGACUUCCUCUCCCCUGUCAGUCUAUAAGCAUUUAUUAAGCACCUACCGUGUUGAGGGGAUACAAAAAAAGGCAAACAUAUGAAUCCUGUGCUUAAGGGAGCUCACAGCUUAAGGGGGAAACACCCCACAAAGAACUCUGUGAAACCGGAUCGAGGCAGGAUAAGUUGGAGCUGAGCAGCAGCAGGAAGGCUCUGGCACUGAAGCCGAUUGGGGAAGGCUUCCUGGAGGUGGUGGGACUUUACUGGGACCUGAAGGAAGCCCAGGGCAGAGAUAAAGAGGGAGAGUAUUUCAGACGUGGGACACAGCGGGAGAAAAAGCUCAGUCUGGAGACGGAGGGUCUUCUGUCAGCAGCAGGAGGUCGGUGUCGGGCGUCCGAUUCGCAGAGCGGGGAGGGCCCCCACAAGCGGUCCCCAGCACCUGGUGCCUCGAAUAUUGCAAUAGGUGCCUGUAAAUGUGGGGCAUUUUACCUGCUGCGGAGACCCCAAGCCCGAACCGUGAGAAGCCUUAAGUUUGCUUGAGGAGCUAAUCUGGUGUCUGGGGGUGCUGGCCUCCGGUCUGUGACGUCUGUAUGGGAGUGCUGGAAAGCGCGAGCCACGGCUAGCCCACGUGGAAGAGCUCAGCAGGAUUCGGGCUCACAGAACUGGGGCAGAAGGACCCCCACUUGUUCCCGAGCUCAGCCUCCGGCCGGGCCGCGACCCGGGAUCCUGAGCUCUCGGGCUCCAGUUCCUCCCGAUCCCUCCUCCCUCUCGGUCAGACGGGGGUGGGGCCACAAGAGGGAGGGACCCCGACGUCUCAAAUACCCCCGGAGUCGGCGCUGCCGGAGGGCUGUGGUACAAGCUGGGCUCGCGGAUAGCGAUGGGGGCCAGAGCCGCGUGGUGGGCUUUCCUCUCCCUCUGCCCGCUGGUUCGAGGGCAGGACUACGGGCCGGGGCUGGCUCCCUCCCUCCCCGCCCGCUGCGAGCCAGGACGGUUCCUGCACCGGGAGGCGGACGUCUUACGCUGCUGUAGCCUGUGUAAUUCGAGUACCAAGCCUUGCCCAUCUAAUCAGCUAAAAGACUGCACCUGUGCCAGACCCGGAGAGUUCUGUGAAGACUCAGACUGCAGCAAGUGCAAGAGGCACAUAUGCUCGCCCGGCCAACAGGUCCUCAUACAUGGAUCCUUUGUUUUCGGCUUCUCUUGCAAGGACUGUGAAGAUGGAACUUACUCAAACGGCAUGGAUGACAAAUGUCUGCCCUGGACUGACUGUGCCAGGGAGGGAUUUCUCACCGUCCGGCCAGGGAACAGAACCCAUAACGUGCUGUGUGGGAUGGCCCUGCUUCCAGAAUCAGGUCUCUUUGACUCCUCCAGCAUCCUCGUGGCCAUCCUCAUAGGCCUAACCACGGUUACCUUCAUGCUUGUUAUUGUCCAGCUGGUCCUCCACUUCUGGUGGGCCAAAAAGGAGCCUUCCACCAAAGACAGAGAGCCCAUCUUACCCUUGGGGCCUGGGCCCCCUGACGAUAUCGGCAACUGCCCUUUCCCAGAAGAGGAGUGGGGGGAGAAGACAGCGGAGGAGAAGGCUGCGGCGGGUCACCCGUGGGCGUAAAGGAGCUCCCCUGACUCUCCAGCCCACCGCAAUCUGGAACUUUGAAGGGGAUACCCCAGAGAAACAAAGAGAGAAGCCAGCUUCCUGUCUGUCGGUCCCCUUUUCUCUCCCACCUGAAGCUGCUGAGGACAGGGUCAGAAUACCCCAACUAAGAUCCCUUCCAAUGUGAGACGGUUGAAAAUCUUUGGACCCACCAAGUGCAAAUGGAGCCAUUUUUCCAGAUCUAAGCCCUUCACAAAGGCGGCAUCGGGUUCGGGGGUCCUAUGGAGAGACCCCAACUCAGACCUUGGCACUGAAGGAGAGAAGGCACAGAAGGAGGAAGGGGAGAGCUGGCUCUUGGGCAACUUCAACUGUGAAUGGAGCAACUCACCAGACUGGGGCAGGACCCCAGGGGGAUGGACUCCAGGGGGCUGGACCCCCACAGGUUUAAUUCUUGUCCUACCUCUGGACCUUUGCCUUUGCUAUUUCUCCCUUCCUAGAAUGUUCUUCUAUUUUUCAGAACCCCCCUUUUUUUGUUGUUGUUGGCUUUUUUAAAGCCAAUUAGGUAUGUCCAAAUCUUUGGGACCCUAUGGAGAUGAGGGUUUCUUGGCAAAAAUACUUUGUCAUUUCCUUCUCUAGUUCUUUUUAUGUUGUUUUUUUAAACCUAUAAACGAGGUAAAGUGAUUUGUCCAGGGUCACAUAGUUAAUAAGUGAGGUUAGAUUUGAACUCAAAUCCUCCUGACUCCACCUAACUUCCUUCAAAACACAGAGAACUGGACCAUGGGAAGAUGGGGAGCAAGGAGGAGAUUGCCUGGGCUUUAGGGAGACUGAAUAAUCUCUAGCUCAGUUCUCCAUCAUUUUGUUAAUCUAAUAGCUGAGGAGCAAUUGAACUUGGGAUAUUUGUAGACCUGUGGCUAGGUGCUAAGUGGGAUAGCCUGAAGAUAUGAAUUCAAAUCCUGUCUCUGAUACUAGUUGCGUGACCCUGAGCAAGUAAUUUUAUCGUCCUCAGACUUAGUUUUCCCAUCUGUAAAAUGCAGUCAAUAAUAGCACUUAUCUCUCAUGAUUAUUGUGAGGAUUAGAUGAGAUGUUAUAUGUACAAAAAAUAGCUGUUGUUGUGCUUAAAUAAUUAUUAUCAGUGGAUGUCCCGUGAUGGAGUUGUUCCAGAUGGUCACUUUCUCCUUUGUCAGUGUCAGGAGCACAAGCUUCCCUUCCAAUAAGGCUAUCCCUUCCCCAGGGUUUCAUUGCGAGUUCUGGGGCACUAACGGGCUGCUCCUUUCCUCCCUUCUGCAUCAUGGGCAGACCACUUUGGCAAGAGAGAAGAGCCCUCCCAAUCCCAGGGAUGCUGGUCCUAGCCACCCUCCUGUUCCUUUGAGUUCCUAUGUCUUUACUUAAAAUAAUACUCAUUCAUUCAUAGAGCAUUUGACAGUUUUUGCUUUCUCAUAUUGUCCUUUUAACCCUGUAAAGAUGGUACUGGUGGGAUGGCUUUCUGCCCUGACCCCCCUUUCCUCCACUGGGCUAGAUUUCCUCAAAGGAGGAAGCUCCCAGGUGAGGAAACUCCCUCCACCAAGGUAGGUUGUUAUCUCUGCAACGUAUAGUUAAGUUACACAGCUCGGUUUCAAUGCUGGAUUAGUGUUCCCAGUUCUAUGCUGGGCAUGUGGGCAAGCUUAUCGCUUUUAUAGGUAAAGAGCCUGAGAUUCAGCAAAGAAAAUAAGUGUCAGAAGUAGCAUUUGAAUACAGAUCUUGCCUGGCUUGAAACCCUGUGUUCUUCCUGUUACUGCGAUCUUUAAAGAGACUUGUUACAAUCUCUUUCAUGUUUCUUUGUCCGUCUACAAUCUUUCCUUCCUCAGACCCUCGUUGCUCAGGUGACAUGACUUCCAUGGAACUUUCCUUUGGUCAAAAGUCAGCCAGGCUAGCCUGGAGUCACUGAGCCUCCAGGAAGGGAACAGUUAAUUAUUGUUUCUGGCUCUCUAACAUUUCUCUCAGGAGUUUCCCUUCCUCCACUCAUGUGGACAUGACUGUGGUUCAGACUCUCAAACCAAUGUGUCCAAACCGACUCUUCUUUCUUGUGUCAAGUUUCAAGGAAGGUAAUUUGGGAGCCUGGAAAGAAUACUUGCUCUGGAGGCAAAGACUUAGGUUUAAAUCCCAACUUUUCCAUUUAUAAAAUGUGUGACCUGGUAAGUAAUGGGCUAGAUGAUGCAUGGGAAAGAGUGUUGGGUUUGAGUCCAAGUGCCCAUCUCUUCUGACCCGUGUAACUGAACAGUUUUCCCAUCUGUAAAAUAAAGAGAUUGGAUUAGAUGGCUUCUUUCCAGCUCUAAAUCUGUAAUCUGUGUCACUUCUUCAAUCUAGUCUCCUCACAGAUGCCAAAGUGAUUUUCAUAAAGUCCUGCUCUGGGCACUCACUCUCCUGGUCAGUAAAUUCCAGUGGUUUCCCAUUGUCACUAGGAUCAUGGAGCAAUAGCUCUUUUUAAAGGCCACAUGACGUGGUCCUAACCUACCUUCUCAUACAUCCCCUUUGCUCUCACACUAUAUGGUCAGAUUAUGUUAGUCCUUCUGCUCAGGUUCCCAUAUGAUAUCUCAUUUUUAGUAGUUUGCACUGAUUCUCCCCCUUGCCUGGAAUUCACUCCUUCUUCUCUUCUUCUUUGUUCUUUCUGUUGUUGUUUUUAUUUUUUGUCCUUUCUCGAAGAGAACCAUGACAUAGGAAAUGAUGCCAUGACAUACAGAUGAAUUAGAUUUAAGUGAAGGAGGGCUUUGCAUGGUCGCCUGCCUCAAUUUCCCCUCCAGAACCAUCUGGGUCCAGCAGCCAAAUAUAGAUCAGGAUGACUGGAGAAUGGUCCAGAAUGCAGUGGACGUUUUUAAGCUAAGGUCUUCAACAGGUCUCAAUUUGACUGAGGUUACACCCAUUCAGUGAUUAAGGCUGGAUAGCAACAGGGCACAAGCCUUUUGACAUGGAAUGGGAAAAUAAAGAGGAUUGUGAUUCCAACCAAUUGUAACUCGGAAUUGUGAAUCCAACCAAUUGUAACUCUCAGAUUGUGACUCUGACCAAUUGUAACUUGGAUUGUGAAUCCAACCAGUUGUAACUCUCAGAUUGUGAAUCUGACCAAUUGUAACUCAGAUUGAGAAUCCGACCAAUUGUAACUCUUGGAUUGUGAAUCUGACCCAUCGUUACUUGGAUUGUGAAUCCAACCUGGACUAAUCCAAGUCUCUUCUUUGAAAACUCCUCUUAAGGACCACUUUGUACAAUUCUUCCAAAAGGCUUUGGAUUUAUUUUUUUAUACUUCUAAGUGUUUUUGUUGUCUCCCGGGUAGAAUAAAAUUCCUUAAGGACAA
This is a messenger RNA of Antechinus flavipes (yellow-footed antechinus), 4912 nucleotides long. It is a transcript of the gene TNFRSF18, whose product is annotated as TNF receptor superfamily member 18. The record is from RefSeq and is a predicted model, not a curated record. Gene Ontology annotation, cellular component: plasma membrane; external side of plasma membrane. Bases 883 to 1608 code for a protein of 241 amino acids. NCBI's taxonomy places the organism in Eukaryota, Metazoa, Chordata, Mammalia, Dasyuromorphia, Dasyuridae. Gene Ontology annotation, biological process: positive regulation of cell adhesion; negative regulation of apoptotic process. Gene Ontology annotation, molecular function: tumor necrosis factor receptor activity; protein binding. The transcript has 6 exons.